Drosophila mojavensis is the source of this 1535-nucleotide messenger RNA. RefSeq names its product ficolin-3. The transcript has 2 exons. Bases 203 to 1372 code for a protein of 389 amino acids. Lineage: Eukaryota; Metazoa; Arthropoda; Insecta; Diptera; Drosophilidae. The record is from RefSeq and is a predicted model, not a curated record.
UAUAUAUUAUGUAUUGUAUGCAUGUGUGUUUAUUUAAAUAAUUUUUUUUGUAUUGUGUUCUCUCAUGAACCUAAUAGUUUUGCUCAGUGUAUUCAGCUGAUAGCGCUCAAUGCUAUUGAAAUUCUCUUAGGCUGCGCCAAAUACGAAUGCGAUUUCUAUGAAAAUAUGAGCUUAGAGUUUCAGUUUGUGACACAUACGCACAAUGAGCACAUAUUAUUCUAUAUUUAAAUACUACAUUUGGCUGUGUAUUGUGGUGAGCAGCAGAGCCGCUACCGCGGAGAGAAAUGAACUCAAGGUGAGAAUAGAUCAGCUGGAAGAGCUGAUACAGCAGAACAAUGAAGAGCUGCAACAGCUGGAAGCCAAAUGGAACUCUGUGAGAAAUGGAAGCACAGAUCAGAUUGAGGCGCCUUGCGACUCCUACAUCAGCGAGCAGAAGAGCUGGCUGAGUGCCUGCGAGGCAAAGGCAAAGGCAGUGGCAGAGCGGCUCAAGGAGAGAGAAGAUCAUUCAGCUAUACUGCUGCAGAAUUUGACUAGCUGCAGGAUCAGUUUAGCUGGGGGCGGGGAGGAACAGACUCAAGUCUCGGAGCUGCAGUUGCAGCUGAAAGAGAAAGACAAAGAAAUUCUGGAGCUACGCGCACAGAACAAAGAGAACUUGUUGAAUCUGCGAGCAGCACAGCUCAAGCUGAGGGCUUACGACUCGGAGCUGGAGGAGUACUUGCCGCAGAGCUGUCUGCCCUUUGGCAGUGCCACGGGCAUCUACAGGAUCAGGCUGCCGGGGCAGGACCCCUUCUAUGUACCGUGCGAUGCGCGCUUUGCCGGCUCCGGCUGGCUGGUUAUUCAGCGGCGCAUGGAUGGCAGCGUUGACUUCUAUCGCAACUGGACCGAGUACCGAGCUGGCUUCGGCUCGCUCAGUGGCGAGUUCUUCAUCGGAUUGGAAAAGCUGCAUCGGCUGACGGCGCUGCGCCGCUUCGAGCUCUUCGUCUACCUGGAGGACUUUGAGGGCGAGGUGCGCUAUGCGCAUUACGAUAACUUCAGCGUUGGCAGCGAGGAGAGCUUCUACCAGCUCAAGUCCUUGGGCGAGUACGAGGGCACCGCUGGCAACUCGAUGGCCCUGAAUGUCUUGCAGAGGUUUUCCACGGCCGACAAGGACAACGACACCUGGCUGGGGGGCAACUGCGCCCGCAGAUACCACAGCGCCUGGUGGUACGCCUCCUGCUCGGCUUUCUGCAAUCCCAAUGGCAAGUACUUUAAGAGAAGGCAGCUCAGCAUCAGUACACGCGGCAAAGGCAUCAUCUGGCAUCAAUGGCAUGGCUUCGAAGAAACGCUCAAAUUCGUACAGCUCAUGAUAAGGCCCAUAUCAGCCCCAGUAUGAAAUGCAUAUUCUCAUUUAACAUAUAUGUAUUUAAGCAGAAUUUAUAUUAGUAAAUAAACAAAGCAAAAUAAAAGUCGAAAAGCUUUGAGAAUUUUAUUAGAAUUUUGCUGAUAAGUCAUCUAUGUAUAUAGUGGACAUACAGUUCCGCUGAAACUAAGUAAUU